This is a messenger RNA of Hyaena hyaena (striped hyena), 1379 nucleotides long. RefSeq names its product basic leucine zipper and W2 domain-containing protein 1-like. Gene Ontology annotation, cellular component: membrane; cytoplasm. NCBI's taxonomy places the organism in Eukaryota, Metazoa, Chordata, Mammalia, Carnivora, Hyaenidae. Gene Ontology annotation, molecular function: protein binding. The record is from RefSeq and is a predicted model, not a curated record.
CCACAGCCGCAGUUGCCACCACCUCGAGGAUUUCUGGCUCUUUUCUCUUCGCCUUAAAGUCGGGUGUCUUUUAUGAAUAAUCAAAAGCAGCAAAAGCCAACGCUAUCAGGCCAGCGUUUUAAAACCAGAAAAAUAGAUGAAAAAGAGAGGUUUGACCCUACUCAGUUUCAAGACUGUAUUAUUCAAGGCUUAACUGAAACUGGUACUGAUUUGGAAGCAGUAGAAAAGUUUCUUGAUGCUUCUGGAGCAAAACUUGAUUACCGCCGAUAUGCAGAAACACUUGACAUUCUAGUGGCUGGCGGAAUGCUGGCCCCAGGUGGUACACUGGCAGAUGACAUGAUGCGUACAGAUGUCUGUGUGUUCGCAGCACAAGAAGACCUAGAGACCAUGCAAGCAUUUGCUCAGGUUUUUAACAAGUUAAUCAGGCGCUACAAAUACCUGGAGAAAGGUUUUGAAGAUGAAGUAAAAAAGCUGUUGCUGUUCUUAAAGGGUUUUUCAGAGUUGGAGAGGAACAAGCUGGCUAUGUUGACUGGUGUUCUUUUGGCUAAUGUAACACUUAAUGCAUCCAUUCUUAAUAGCCUUUAUAAUGAGAAUUUGGUCAAAGAAGGGGUUUCAGCGGCUUUUGCUGUAAAGCUCUUUAAAUCAUGGAUAAAUGAAAAAGACAUCAAUGCAGUAGCUGCAAGUCUUCGGAAAGUCAGCAUGGAUAACAGACUGAUGGAACUUUUUCCUGCCAAUAAACACAGAGUUGAACAUUUCAUGAAGUAUUUUACUGAGGCAGGCUUGAAAGAACUUUCAGAAUAUGUUCGGAAUCAGCAAACCAUAGGAGCUCGAAAGGAACUCCAGAAAGAACUUCAAGAACAGAUGUCCCGUGGUGAUCUGUUUAAGGAUAUAAUUUUGUAUGUCAAGGAGGAGAUGAAAAAAAACAUUCCAGAACCUGUUGUCAUUGGAAUAGUAUGGUCCAGCGUAAUGAGCACUGUGGAAUGGAACAAAAAGGAGGAGCUUGUGGCAGAGCAAGCCAUCAAGCACUUGAAGCAAUACAGCCCUCUACUUGCUGCCUUUACUACUCAAGGUCAGUCUGAGCUGACUCUGUUACUGAAGAUUCAGGAGUAUUGCUGUGACAACAUUAAUUUCAUGAAAGCCUUCCAGAAAAUAGUGGUGCUUUUAUAUAAAGCUGAAGUCCUGAGUGAAGAGCCCAUUCUGAAGUGGUAUAAAGAUGCUCACGUUGCAAAGGGGAAAAGUGUCUUCCUUGAGCAAAUGAAAAAGUUUGUAGAGUGGCUCAAAAAUGCUGAAGAAGAAUCUGAGUCUGAAGCUCAAGAAGGUGACUGAAUUUUGAAACUACACCCUCAGUAAAGCAAACAGGAGUUGUAGAUAAAAUGUCA